AGCGAGCGCCGCCUCCGAGGGGCGCCGGAGCCAUGACCCUCCGCCGACUCAGGAAGCUGCAGCAGAAGGAGGAGGCGGCGGCCGCCCCGGACCCCGCCGCCCGGGCUCCAGACUCGGAAGUCGCUCCCGCCGCUCCGGCCCGGACCCCGGCCUCGGGCUCCCCCGCCGCGGCCGCCAGCCCUGGGCCCCCUGGGGACGAGCUGUACGCGGCGCUGGAGGACUAUCACCCUGCCGAGCUGUACCGCGCGCUCGCCGUGUCCGGGGGCACCCUGCCCCGCCGAAAGGGCUCAGGAUUCUGCUGGAAGAAUCUCAGCCAGAGUCCUGAACAGCAGCGGAAAGUGCUGACUCUGGAGAAGGAGGAGAACCAGACCUUCGGCUUUGAGAUCCAGACCUAUGGCCUUCACCACCGGGAGGAGCAGCGCGUGGAGAUGGUGACUUUUGUGUGCCGGGUUCAUGAGUCCAGCCCCGCCCAGCUGGCUGGGCUGACACCAGGGGACACCAUCGCCAGCGUCAACGGCCUGAACGUGGAAGGCAUCCGGCAUCGAGAGAUCGUUGACAUCAUUAAGGCGUCCGGCAACGUUCUCAGACUGGAAACUCUGUAUGGGACAUCGAUUCGGAAGGCGGAGCUGGAGGCUCGUCUGCAGUACCUGAAGCAAACCCUGUAUGAGAAGUGGGGCGAAUACAGGUCCCUGAUGGUGCAGGAGCAGCGGCUGGUACAUGGCCUUGUGGUGAAGGACCCGAGCAUCUACGACACGCUGGAGUCCGUGCGCUCCUGUCUCUACGGUGCGGGCCUGCUCUCCGGCUCGCUGCCCUUCGGGCCCCUGCUCGCCGCGCCCGGGGGUCCUCGCGGGGGCGCGCGGCGGGCAGGAGGCGACACCGACGACGCCGUCUACCACACGUGCUUCUUCCGGGGCGCCGAGCCGCCCGCGCUGCCGCCGCCGCCACCGCCGGCCCGCGCGCCCGGCCCGGCCGAGGCUCCGGUCCCCCCGGCCCCCGCGGCCCGGGCCGUGCUGAGCCGCAGCGCCAGCGUGCGGUGCGCGGGCCCCGGGGGCGGCGGCGGGGGCGCGCCGGGCGCGCUCUGGACUGAGGCCCGCGAGCAGGCCCUGUGCGCGCCCGGGCUGCGCAAAACCAAGUACCGCAGCUUCCGCCGGCGGCUGCUCAAGUUCAUCCCCGGACUCAACCGCUCCCUGGAGGAGGAGGAGAGCCAGCUGUAGGGGC
Diceros bicornis minor is the source of this 1218-nucleotide messenger RNA. RefSeq names its product trafficking regulator and scaffold protein tamalin (gene TAMALIN). The transcript has 8 exons. The coding region runs from base 33 to 1214 and encodes 393 amino acids. Gene Ontology annotation, molecular function: protein binding. The record is from RefSeq and is a predicted model, not a curated record. Gene Ontology annotation, biological process: signal transduction. Lineage: Eukaryota; Metazoa; Chordata; Mammalia; Perissodactyla; Rhinocerotidae. Gene Ontology annotation, cellular component: plasma membrane.